UGUCUUUACGACGCCGACGAGUCAACUAAUUAAUAACUUCUGUUUUCUUCUUCUUCUUCGCUGUUUCUCUCCCUCCUUCCAGAGCUGAGCCAGAGAGAAACAGAGAGAUUCCUUAGUAUUGUCAUCAGAGGGCUGCUAAAUUGGGAGAAAUAAUGUCGGGAGGGGGCGGUACACAGAAGAGCUUGAGGAAAGCAUUGGGAGCGAUUAAGGACUCCACCACUGUUGGAUUAGCUAAAGUUAAUAGUGAUUACAAGGAAUUGGAUAUUGCCAUAGUUAGAGCUACAAACCAUGUAGAACGGCCAGCCAAGGAAAAACAUAUACGAGCUAUAUUUGCUGCGGUUUCAGCUACAAGACCACGUGCUGAUGUUGCAUACUGCAUCCAUGCUCUAUCCAGGCGUCUUGCAAAGACACAUAAUUGGGCGGUUGCAAUGAAAACCUUAAUUGUUAUACACCGUGCUUUGAGGGAAGUGGACCCCUCAUUUCGUGAAGAACUCAUCAACUAUGGAAGAAGCAGGAGUCAUAUGCUCAACAUGGCACAUUUUAAGGAUGAUUCAAGUCCAAAUGCUUGGGAUUAUUCUGCGUGGGUUCGCACCUAUGCAUUGUAUCUGGAGGAGAGGCUUGAAUGUUUCCGUGUCUUGAAGUAUGACGUUGAAACCGAUCCCCCAAGAACUAGGGAUUUGGAUACAAUGGAUUUGCUUGAGCACUUGCCAGCUUUACAACAGCUCCUUUUCCGAGUUCUUGGUUGCCAGCCACAAGGAGCAGCAGUUUACAACUUCGUGAUCCAGUUGGCACUUUCAAUGGUCGCUGGGGAAAGCAUUAAAAUCUAUAAUGCUAUCAGCGAUGGUACAGUUAAUUUGGUUGACAAGUUCUUUGAAAUGCGAAGACACGAUGCUGUUCGCGCACUUGACAUUUAUAGGCGGGCGGGACUACAGGGCGGGAGACUGUCAGAAUUUUAUGAAAUCUGUAAAAGCCUUGAUCUUGGGCGUGGGGAAAGAUUUAUUAAGAUUGAGCAGCCCCCACAGUCAUUCUUAACUGCCAUGGAGGAUUAUGUGAAAGAAGCUCCACGAGCUUCAUCAGUUUCCAAGGUGGUCGGUGAGAAAAUUGCUGCCCCGAAAGAGAUAUUAGCCAUAGAGUAUAAGAAAACCGAAGAAGUGGAGGUUGAACCUGCAGCAUCUCCCCCUUCCCCUCCCCAAGAACCAAUUAAAGUGGAAGCCCCUGUUUCAGAACCACCGGAUCUAUUGGGUUUGAACGAUAUGAAUCCAGAUGCAUCAGAGUUGGAUGACAGAAAUGCGAUGGCUCUUGCCAUUGUUCCUGUUGCUGAUGCCUCAGCUCCUGCUGCUUCAAAUUUUGCUAAUGCAACUACAGGCUGGGAGUUGGCACUUGUCACUGCCCCAAGUUCAAAUGAAAGUGCUGCUGUCACCAGCAAGCUGGCGGGUGGACUAGACUUGCUCACAUUGGACAGUCUGUAUGACGAUGCAAUGCGGCGAAACACCCAAACUACAAGCUACAAUCCAUGGGAACAACAAGCACCUAUGACAGGUUCCUUUAUGCAACCACAGGUAGCACACGACCCCUUUCUUGCCUCUAACAUGGUGGCUGCACCUGCUUCGGUACAGAUGGCAGCAAUGGCCCAACACCAACAGUCAUUCAUGUGGCAACAACAGCAACAGCAGCAACAACAAAUGAUGAUGAUGGGCCAGCAGCAUCAUCAGCCUUCAAAUCCUUUUGGCCCGUCAUAUGGGGUAGGCCUUCACCCUUAUGGCUCAGGAGUGCCUAUUCAGACCUACAAUCCGAACGCUGGACUUAUUUAGAAUCUUGAACAGUAUAAAUGAUGAGCAUUCUGUAUUUACGAUGUAUGGUGUAGUGUCUUUGGAGAGUGUUGAUUAGGUUUAAAGAGAGAUAAAGGAGAGAUUGUUUAUAUUAUUUGAUUCUUUUUGACAAAAUUUCCCAAUAAUAUUUACGGAAAUAAUUGCACCGAUGUUAUUAUGCA
Messenger RNA from Papaver somniferum (opium poppy), 1990 nucleotides. RefSeq names its product putative clathrin assembly protein At5g35200. The transcript is spliced from 16 exons. Gene Ontology annotation, biological process: clathrin coat assembly; vesicle budding from membrane; clathrin-dependent endocytosis. Bases 153 to 1811 code for a protein of 552 amino acids. The record is from RefSeq and is a predicted model, not a curated record. Gene Ontology annotation, cellular component: clathrin-coated pit; clathrin-coated vesicle. Lineage: Eukaryota; Viridiplantae; Streptophyta; Magnoliopsida; Ranunculales; Papaveraceae. Gene Ontology annotation, molecular function: 1-phosphatidylinositol binding; clathrin heavy chain binding; phosphatidylinositol-4,5-bisphosphate binding.